CUCGAAACUUGAAGUUCGACCAACGACCAAUUUCAACACCUCGCCAACUUGCGAUCAUUAUCCCAUAAUUCGGAGGGCAAGAUGUCGACAUUCGAGCCUGUCGUUGUCAUUGACGGCAAGGGCCAUCUCCUCGGUCGUCUCGCCAGUACCGUCGCAAAGCAGCUCUUGAACGGCCAGAAGAUCGUCGUGGUCCGAUGCGAGGCUCUCAACAUCUCUGGCGAAUUCUUCCGUGCUAAGCUGAAGUACCAUGCCUACCUCCGCAAGAUCACCCGAUACAACCCUACUCGUGGUGGUCCCUUCCAUUUCCGCGCGCCAGCCCGUAUCUUCUACAAGACCGUCCGAGGCAUGAUCCCACACAAGACCGCCCGAGGCGCCGCCGCCAUGGAGAGACUGAAGGUUUUCGAGGGCAUUCCUCCCCCAUACGACAAGAAGCAGCGCAUGGUUGUGCCCCAGGCCCUGAGGGUGCUCAGAUUAAAGCCCGGCCGCAAGUACUGCACCGUCGGCCGGUUGGCGCACGAGGUGGGCUGGAAAUACCAGGAUGUUGUUGCUAGACUCGAGGAGAGAAGAAAGGUCAAGGGCCACGCAUACUACGAGAGAAAGAAGGUCGCCAGAAGACAACUCGCCGAGGCACAGAAGACAUCCAGCGAUUCCAAGACGAAAGAGAAGUUGGCCGCUUUGGGCUACUAGAUGCAUUCAAAUCCAGACUUUGUUCCUGCGGCUCACUUAUGAUCCAUCUCCGACUGGUAUUUUCCGUCGAAUAAGGUCGUACGUGAUUGGGGAAUGUCUCGACAGACCACGAAAAUCGAAUUAUGAGUUCAGUGGAGGGAAGAUGGUGCGCUAUGUGGUGUUGUUAAUCGACCAUGUUUUCACAUGCGGUCGGACCGGACAUGCUAAAUGCAAUCUCAAUUCUUGACCGUUGCGGCAGUCAGUCGUAUUCUGGUGCGCGGAAAAUAGAAUGCCACCAGGCAAGGGAGCCGUUAUGCAUGGGGAGUGACGGUGAUUCAGACAAAAAACAUAUCUGCCAAUAACGGUAUCUUGCCUUUUCUGGUUGGGAAAUAUGUGGCUUGAAAGUGCUUCAGCUACGUCCAGCAGUAAGCAGGAGACAAAAUGAUGAAAUCCGCCAAAAAAAGCCAACCGGUGUUCAGUUGUAAUUCAUGUGAAGUCUGC
Messenger RNA from Exophiala xenobiotica, 1167 nucleotides. Its product is annotated as 60S ribosomal protein L16. The transcript has 4 exons. The record is from RefSeq and is a predicted model, not a curated record. Gene Ontology annotation, molecular function: structural constituent of ribosome; mRNA binding. Gene Ontology annotation, cellular component: cytosolic large ribosomal subunit; ribosome. Lineage: Eukaryota; Fungi; Ascomycota; Eurotiomycetes; Chaetothyriales; Herpotrichiellaceae. Bases 82 to 687 code for a protein of 201 amino acids. Gene Ontology annotation, biological process: negative regulation of translation; translation.